Molecule: messenger RNA, 544 nt
Organism: Moneuplotes crassus
Lineage: Eukaryota; Ciliophora; Spirotrichea; Euplotida; Euplotidae
Source: the annotation of a GenBank genome assembly
AUGAUUUAUAAUAUUAUUCCCAAAUAUAUAGCCAAUGCUAAACUUCAAAACACAUCUACCCCUCCAUCUCUCAAUCUCGCCCAUCCUUCUAUCUUUCUUAACCCAUCCCUUUCUACUCAAAGAACAAGUCCUGACUGGCUACCUCCAGAUGCUCAGCCAGCACACAGAAGUAUGACUUGACCAACCAGACUAGAAGAUAAUAGGAAUACCAAUAAUUUUGAGGUCAGCCAGCAUCAGAUGGGAGUAUUAUUGGCUGCCAAUAAGGACAAGAAAAGUUUGGGAUUCAUUAGCUGUAAACUUGACUUGUCCUCGGUGCCCCAGUUUGGAGGGGCUCUUCAAGGAAGUACUAUAGAAGGAUUAGAUUUGAAUGGUUGAGGGCUGAGUGAACUUGGAGAUUGGGAAAACAACCCUUCCCAUUUUGAAAAUUUAAUUGAAGGCUUGGCCAAGGAACAAGAUUUUAAAAACAAUCUGAAAAUGAUUGUGUUGUAGGGCUGUGGGAUGGAAAAGAGUCAGAUUGGAGAGAUUUUGAAGAAGCAUCUGUUUG